Aspergillus welwitschiae is the source of this 1704-nucleotide messenger RNA. Its product is annotated as DUF409 domain protein. Gene Ontology annotation, molecular function: GPI mannosyltransferase activity; alpha-1,6-mannosyltransferase activity. Gene Ontology annotation, biological process: GPI anchor biosynthetic process. NCBI's taxonomy places the organism in Eukaryota, Fungi, Ascomycota, Eurotiomycetes, Eurotiales, Aspergillaceae. Gene Ontology annotation, cellular component: endoplasmic reticulum membrane; mannosyltransferase complex. Bases 224 to 1633 code for a protein of 469 amino acids. The record is from RefSeq and is a predicted model, not a curated record. The transcript is spliced from 3 exons.
UUCGACGCGUCUUGCCUUCUCCAGAUCCCCUUUAGCUUUACCUCGGUUUCUUUGUCAUGAUUUUGUCGGGUUGAUCAAAAAUCCCUCUUUCUAAGGUGAAUGGGCGAAUGGGAACCUCCUUGGCGACCAAUUAUCGGUUUUGACAGUCAUCUUACGAUGUUUGCAAAUCUGGUAGCUGCACAGAACUAGUGAAAAUUACACACGCAAGUACUGCCUGGUGACCAUGAGCUCCUCUUUGAGCUCCCCAGCGACAAGUCGCCCGAGUCUCCUUAAUCCCCGCCAGCCCAUCAAGGCGUUGACGGUAGCUUUCUGUCUCUGGAAGGCUCUAGUAUAUCUGGUCAUCAUCAGUUGCCCUGGCCUUGGCUACGACACUUCCACAAGCCAUCUCUACCAUAGCCACAGUCGCCCUGAUGUCACCUCAGAAGACAUCACUUAUGCGCACCUUCCCAUCCCGCUUAAGUUCGUCCGGUGGGAUUCCGUUUACUUCUUGCAUAUCGCCGAAAAUGGCUAUGUCUUUGAGCAAGAGUGGGCGUUUGGCUACGGGUACACUAGAGUCCUUGCCUAUAUUGCCACUGCAUUGCAACGAUUAAUCGGCCCUAGUGGAGCGGCCAGGACCGCUGUCGUGGCGACUGCUCUGUCUCAUAUUGCCCAUUAUCUUGCCGUCUUAGCCUUGUAUAGACUCUCCGUCAACGUAUUUGGCCGUGACACGGCCACCCAAAGACUAAUCUGUUUUCUUUCAGCAGUUCUGCACGUCAUUUGCCCUGCAGGAGCAUUUCUUUCUGCGCCGUAUGGGGAGUCUUUGUUUUCUUUCCUCAACAUCACAGGUUUCUAUGUCUACUCGUCCUCGUUUCUCGAUAACAAGGCGGGGAAGCGUCUAUCCGGCGACGUGAAACUGCUGGUAGCUGCGAUCUUGUUCUCGGCAGCUACUGCAGUUCGUAGCAAUGGAAUCUUAAGCGGUAUUCUGUAUGCUUAUGAUGCUCUUUUGCAGCUUCGGCGGGUUUGGUGCCAAAGGUUAUCAAUUGACGCUUGUGCCCAUCUCUCCGUUAUUAUCAUCAGUGGCUGUGUCAUUGCCCUGGGACUUGUCGUUCCGCAAAUCGUGGCCUAUUCCACAUACUGUGUGGAGGACGAUGCUUCACGUCCGUGGUGUCAAUGGCUUGUCCCUAGUAUCUAUCGCUAUGUUCAAGGACAUUACUGGAAUGUAGGAUUCCUUCGGUAUUGGACCGUCUCCAAUAUCCCACUCUUCAUCCUGGCAAUGCCGAUGCUGGCCAUACUUUGCCGGUCGUCGCUAUGGGCACUGGAUGUGGCAGUGCCCUUUAUCUUUCCGAGAGCCUUAAGCGGAGUGGACCAAGCGUCGUCGUCAGCCACGACAGCCUCCCUUCUUCUCCGACUAGCUGUGCCGCAAGGACUGCUUGCCCUGAUGGCUCUUACCUCUUACCAUGUUCAGAUAAUCAACAGGAUAUCCUCAGGAUAUCCACUGUGGUACUGGUACCUCGUAUAUUUGGUGUCGGGCAACUGGGGGCAAAUGCGACCUUCCCUACAAGACCGCCGCACCUUUACUGUGGCUGUGCGGGGCAUGGUAGCCUAUGCACUGAUCCAGGCCAUUCUGUUUGGGUCUUUCCUCCCGCCCGCGUGAUCCAAUCGCAGGUCUAUAAUAGGGUAUAUGAAGGAUAAUAUAACUCAUAAUAUAAGAAAAGUACCACGGCC